This is a messenger RNA of Vespula vulgaris, 10176 nucleotides long. Its product is annotated as mucin-19-like. Gene Ontology annotation, molecular function: chitin binding. Bases 322 to 9396 code for a protein of 3024 amino acids. The record is from RefSeq and is a predicted model, not a curated record. Lineage: Eukaryota; Metazoa; Arthropoda; Insecta; Hymenoptera; Vespidae. The transcript has 4 exons. Gene Ontology annotation, cellular component: extracellular region.
CGAUCGGCGACCGAUUUUGCAGAAUAGUUUCUCAAAAGACGCUGUUGGUAUAAGAGUAGUCCUCGACUGUUCCAACAAAGAGAGAGAGGAAAAAAGAAAGAGGGUGGAAGGGAAAGAGUGUUCUUGUCGUUCGUUACUCCUGUUGUUUCUUCUUGGAAACGAAGAAGGAAAUUUAUUCCGAAGAUCGAAUAAUCUAAAGGAAACCGAUAGAGAUUACGGAAGAUGCGGAAGAAGUUUACGAUAGAUCGUCGUUGAAGGAGUUAGGAUCUAUAUUCUUUAAGAGUAUCUUCCCUUUCAAUAAGAUUCGAUCUUAUUGGAAUAAUGUGGACGAAACGACAAAUUCUGCAUAUUUUGAUAGCCCUGAUCUUGACAACAUUUGCAAAAGCAGAACAUCAUGAGAUUUAUGAAAAUCAAUACAGAAAAAGUGAUACUCCCUUCACCUGUUCCGAAGAAGGCUAUCAUCCUGAUCCACACGACUGUAGAGUUUUCUAUAGAUGUGUUGAUCAGGGCAAUGGUGGUCUUUUAACAACCUUUACGUUCGAAUGUGGAAUUGGUACAGUAUUCUCCAAAGAAAAAGGAAAUAUAUGCAUUCAUCCAUAUGAUAGUGGACGACCAGAAUGUGGUGGAUUUGAGAACGAAGUAGAUUCUGAUAUUCAAAAUCUCAGUAUGGAUUCAUAUCCAUCUUAUUCUACAUCCACAACAACUAUAAAAACGAUGGUUAGUACAGAUAUAUCUACAACAACCACUACAAUGAAGCCUACAACCACAACACAAGAUUGGACGACUACGAGAAGACCUGAAAAUAGUACUGAAUUUUCAACAAUUACUCAACCAUCAACAACAUCUGAAUUGAAUCAAAAUGAGAUGAUUGGUCUGGGAGGAGUACAAUGUACUACUGAAGGAUUUUUAUCCGAUUCACAAGAUUGUAGAAAAUUUUAUAGAUGUGUAGACGAAGGUACUGGAAUAUUACGAAAAUAUGAGUUUACUUGUGGAGUAGGAACAGUUUGGGAUCCAAAAAUCGAAGCAUGCAAUCAUGCUUGGGCAGUUACUAGAGAUGACUGUCGACAAGGUGAAGAAACUAGCAAUACAGACAGCGGACAAUGGAAUGGCGAUAUAGGAGAUAAUGGAGGACAAUGGAAUGGAGAUGUAGGAGAUAACGGAGGACAAUGGAAUGGUGAUAUAGGAAGCAAUGGAGGAAGUUGGAAUGGUGGCGGAGGUACAUCAGGUACUGCUGGUGCACCUGGUAUUCCGGGAAAUCCUGGAACAUCAGGCACUUCUGGAACACCCGGAACAUCAGGUAGUCCUGGAACACCCGGUACAUCAGGAACUCCUGGCACAGAUGGAACUUCUGGCACCCCUGGUACAGCUGGAACGCCUGGCACUCCUGGAAAACCUGGAACACCCGGAACACCAGGUACUCCUGGAACAUCGGGAACAUCAAGUAUUCCUGGCACAGCAGGAAUACCUGACACAGCUGGAACACCUGGCACUUCUGGAAUACCUGGAACACCCGGAACAUCAGGUACUCCUGGCAUAGCUGGAACUCCUGGCACUCCUGGCACUCCUGGAACACCUGGAACAGCCGGAACAUCAGGUACUCCUGGCACAGCAGGAAUACCGGGCACCCCUGGUAUAUCUGGAACACCUGGCACUCCUGGAAUACCUGGAACACCCGGAACAUCAGGUACUCCUGGAACACCGGGAACAUCAGGUAUUCCUGGUACAGCUGGAACUCCUGGCACUCCUGGAACACCUGGAACACCCGGAACAUCGGGUACUCCUGGCACAGCAGGAAUACCGGGCACCCCUGGUACAUCUGGAACACCUGGCAAUCCUGGAAUACCUGGAACACCCGGAACAUCAGGUACUCCUGGAACACCGGGAACAUCAGGUAUUCCUGGUACAGCUGGAACUCCUGGCACUCCUGGAACACCUGGAACACCCGGAACAUCGGGUACUCCUGGCACAGCAGGAAUACCGGGCACCCCUGGUACAUCUGGAACACCUGGCAAUCCUGGAAUACCUGGAACACCCGGAACAUCAGGUACUCCCGGCACAGCAGGAAUACCGGGUACGCCUGGCACAGUUGGAAUACCUGGCUAUCCUGGAUCACCUGGAACACCCGGAACACCUGGCACUCCUGGAAUACCUGGAACACCCGGAACAUCAGGUACUCCCAGCACAGCAGGAAUACCGGGCAUGCCUGGCACAGUUGGAAUACCUGGCUAUCCUGGAUCACCUGGAACACCCGGAACACCUGGCACUCCUGGAAUACCUGGAACACCCGGAACAUCAGGUACUCCUGGCACAGCAGGAAUACCGGGCACCCCUGGUACAUCUGGAACACCCGGCACUCCUGGAAUACCUGGAACACCCGGAACACCUGGCACUCCUGGAAUACCUGGAACACCCGGAACAUCAGGUACUCCUGGCACAGCAGGAAUACCGGGGACCCCUGGUACAUCUGGAACUCCCGGCACUCCUGGAAUACCUGGAACACCCGGAACAUCAGGUACUCCUGGAACACCCGGAACAUCAGGUACUCCUGGUACAGCAGGAAUACCGGGCACGCCUGAUACAGUUGGAAUACCUGGCUAUCCUGGAUCACCUGGAAUGCCGGGAACAUCAGGAACUCCUGGAAUUCCCGGAAUUCCAGGCACUUCUGGAAUACCUGCUUCUUCUGGUAUACCUAAUACUGGUGAAACAUCAGAUACUUCUGGAAUUACUGAUAUUGCUAGUACUUCAGGGACUACGGAUAGCCCUGAUUCGCCAAAUGUCCCUGUUAUAUCGGGUACUCCAGGUAUAUGUAAUGCAGAAGGAUUCUUCGCCGAUCCACAGAAUUGUCGUAAAUUUUAUCGGUGUGUAAGAGAUGGCAAUAAAUUCAUAAAAUAUGACUUUGAAUGUGGUGUUGGAACUGCUUGGGAUUCCACUAUACAAAGUUGUAAUCAUGAGUACAACAUACCAAAUUGUACGAGUAAUGCUGAAGGGGAUUUGACAACGCCUGAUUCUUCAAUCAAUGAAAUUGAUUCUUCUAGCCCUUCGAAUUCAAGUGAACAGUCACAAAUAAGCACAUCCAGACCUACUCAAGGCACAACACUAUUUAGUACUUCUGUGUCAUAUCUGCCGCCGGAAACAACUACAGCAGGCACGACAAUAACAUCUUCUAAACCCGAAGAAUCGGUAACAUCAAUAAUACCUGAUAGACCUAGUACUUCUGAGAUAUUAGGUCCAACCGGCCCAAACUCUUCCGGAAUACCUGAAACAUCAGGCACUUCUGGCACUCCUACUAAACCUGGCAUAGCAGGAAUACCUGGCACUCCUGGAACGCCUGGUACUCCUGGAAGCCCAGGCUCACCUGGAAAACCUGGCACAUCAGGCACUCCUAGCACAGCAGAAAUAACGGGGACCCCUGGCACAACUGGAACAUCUGGCUCUCCUGGAAUACCUGGUAAACCUGGAACACCAGGUACUCCUGGUACAGCAGGAAUACCUGGCUAUCCUGGUUCUCCUGGAAUACCGGGCUAUCCUGGAUCACCUGGUAUACCCGGAACAUCAGGAACUCCUGGAACAUCUGAAAUACCUGUUUCUUCUGGUAUACCUGGCACUGAUGGAACAGGUACUUCUGGAAUUAAUGAUAUUGCUAGUACUUCAGGGACUACGGACGGUUCUGAUACGCCAAAUGUCCCUGUUAUAUCGGGUACUCCAGGUAUAUGUAAUGCAGAAGGAUUCUUCGCCGAUCCACAGAACUGUCGUAAAUUUUAUCGAUGUGUAAGAGAUAGCAAUGAAUUCAUAAAAUAUGAUUUUGAAUGUGGUGUUGGAACUGCUUGGGAUUCCACCAUACAAAGUUGUAAUCAUGAGUACAAUGUACCAAAUUGUAGGAGUAAUGUUGAAGGGGAUUUGACAACGCCUAAUUCUUCAAUCAAUGAAAUUGAUUCUUCUAGCCCUUCAAUUUCAAGUGAACAGUCACAAAUAAGCACAUCCAGACCUACUCAAGGCACAACACUAUUUAGUACUUCUGUAUCAUAUCUGCCGCCGGAAACAAGUACAGCAGGCACGACAACAACAUCUACUAAACCCGAAGAAUCGGUAACAUCAAUAAUACCUAGUAGACCCAGUACUUCUGAGAUACUAGGUCCAACCGGCCCAAACUCUUCCGGAAUACCUGAAACAUCAGGCACUCCUGGCACAACUGGAAUACCUGGAAGACCAGGCACACCUGGAAUACCUGGAAGACCUGGCACACCUGGAAUACCUGGAAGACCAAGCACACCUGGAACACCUGGUACUUCUGGAAUCUCUGCCACUCCUGGAACGCCUGGUACUCCUGGAACAUCUGGUAUUUCUGGAACGUCUGGUAUUCCUGGAACAUCUGGUACUCCUGGAACGCCUGGUACUCCUGGAACGCCUGGUACUCCUGGGACGUCCGGUACUCCCGGAACGCCUGCUACUCCUGGAACACCUGGAACAUCUGGUAUUCCUGGAACAUCUGGUACUCCUGCAACGCCUGGUACUCCUGGAAGGCCUGGUACUCCUGGAACACCUGGUACUCCUGGAACGCCUGGUACUCCUGGAACGCCUGGUACUCCUGGAACGCCUGGUACUCCUGGAACGCCUGGUACUCCUGGAACGCCUGAUACUCCUGGAACGCCUGGUACUUCUGGAACGUCUGGUACUCCUGGAACACCUGGAACAUCUGGUACUUCUGGAACGCCUGGUACUCUUGGAAGCCCAGGCUCACCUGGAACACCUGGUACUUCUGGAAUCGCUGGCAUUCCUGGAACGCCUGGUUCUCCUGGUACUCCUGGAACAUCUGGUACUUCUGGAACGCCUGGUACUCCUGGAAGCCCAGGCUCACCUGGAACACCUGGUACUUCUGGAAUCGCUGGCAUUCCUGGAACGUCUGGUUCUCCUGGUACUUCUGGGACAUCUGGUACUUCUGGAACGCCUGGUACUCCUGGAAGCCCAGGCUCACCUGGAACAAUUGGUACUCCUGGAAUCGCUGGCAUUCCUGGAACGUCUGGUUCUCCUGGUACUCCAGACACUCCUGGUACACCUGGAAUUUCUGGAAUACCUAGUUCUCCUGAAACGCCUGGUUCUCCUAGUAGUCCAGAAACAUCUAACACUUCUGAUACUUCGGGAACUCCUAGUACCUCGGAGACGUCAGAUGCGUCUGUUAUACCUGGUACUCCAGGUGUAUGUUACAAAGAAGGAUUCUUCCCUGAUCCUCAGAAUUGUCAUAAAUUUUAUCGAUGUGUAAGAGAAAGCAAUGAGUUCAUAAAAUAUGAUUUUGAAUGUGGUGUAGGAACUGUUUGGGAUUCCACUAUACAAAGUUGUAAUCAUGAAUACAACGUACCAAAUUGUAAGAAUAGUGUUAUAGAUGAUUUAACAACCCCUGAUUCUUCUAUCAAUGAAAUAAACUCUUCUACUUCUCCAAGUACAAUUGGACAGUCACAAAUUAGCACAAGUAGGCCAGUUCAAGAUACAACACUAAUUAGUACUUCUGUGUCAUAUCUACCCCCGGAUAUAACUACAGUAAGUACGACUACGACGUCAUUAACUACUAGACCGGAAGAAUCGGUAACAUCAAUAUCUGUCAGACCUGAUGCUUCCGAAACACCACGUCCUACUGGACCAAACUCUCCUGGAAUACCUGAAAUACCAGGUACUCCUGGCAUAGCUGGAAUACCUGACACUUCUGGUACAACUGGUAUUCCUGGGACAACUGGUACUCCUGCAACGCCUGGUACUCCUGGAAGCCCAGGCUCACCUGGAACACCUGGUACUCCUGGAAUCGCUGGCUUUCCUGGAACAUCUGGUUCUCCUGGUACUCCUGGCACUCCUGGUACACCUGGAAUUUCUGGAAUACCUAACUCUCCUGAAACGCCUGGUACUCCUAGUAGUCCAGGUACAUCUAAUACUUCUGCUAUUGCGGGAACCCCUGAUAUUCCGAACACAACAAAUGUUCCUGUUAUAUCGGCUACUCCAGGUAUAUGUAGCGAAGAAGGAUUUUUCCCUGAUCCUCAGAAUUGUCAUAAAUUUUAUCGAUGUGUAAAAGAAAGUAAUGAGUUUAUAAAAUAUGACUUUGAAUGUGGUGUAGGAACUGUUUGGGAUUCCACAGUACAAAGUUGUAAUCAUGAGUACAACGUACCAAAUUGUAAUAGUAGUGUUGAAAGUGAUUUAACAACUCCUGAUUCUUCUAUCAAUGAAAUAAACACUUCUAUUCUUCCAAAUUCAAGUGAACAGACACAAGUAAGCACAAGCAGACCUAUUCAAGAUACAACACUAAGUAUAUCUGCUUCGUAUUUACCACCGAAAACAACUAUAACAAGUAUGACUACGAUGUCGAUAUCUAGUCGACCAGAAGCAACAGAGACAGCAAUAGUACCUGAAACUUCUGGAAUGACAGAUUCUCCCGAAACUCCUGGAACUUCUGGCACUCUUGGAACAUCUGGAACUUCUGAAACAAAUACUCCUGGUACCCCUGAUACGCCUAGUACUCCUAGUACAACUGGAACUCCUGGCAAUCCAAGCUCAUCUGGUACUCUUGGUACUUCAGACACUCCUGGCAGCUCUGCUACUUCAGAUUCCCCGGUUAUAUCAGGUGUAUGUAAUAAAGAAGGAUUCUUCUCUGAUCCUGAUAGUUGUCAGAAAUUCUAUCGAUGUGUAAAAGAUGGCAAUACAUUCAUGAAAUAUGAAUUUGAAUGUGGCGUUGGUACUGUUUGGGAUUCCAGCAUUCAAAGUUGUAAUCAUGGGUACAACGUACCAAAUUGUAGAAGUAACGCUGGUAUCGAUAUGACAACACCUGAUUCUUCUGUCAAUGAAAUAGAUUUUAUUAGUAGUCCGAGUACAAAUGGACAGUCUCAAAUAAGUUCUAGUAAACCUAUGCAAGAUACAACAUCAUCAAUCUUUAGUUCUACUACAAUAUCAACUACUACUAAUAAUGAGGCACAAUCUAUGAUCCCGACAACAGUUAUAUCUACAUCUUAUUUACCACCAUCAAUUUCUGAAGUUAUUACUAGUACACAAAUGACUUCGAGUACUAAAUCUCCCGAAGUUUCAUCACAAGUAACAUCAGCCUCAUACUUACCUCCUAUUAGUACUAUGCAAUCAAAUGACGUUGAUCAAUCUACAACAGUAUCACAACAAAUAAAUACUACUCCGUCGAGCACUGGACAAGUAGGAAUGUCGAAUUGUACUACAGAAGGUUUCUUCUCAAACCCUAAUGAUUGCAAGAAAUUUUAUCGAUGUGUCAGUCAUCAAUCCGGAUAUGUAAAAUAUGAAUUCCAAUGUGGUCCUGGUACUGCUUGGGACCAAAGUAUACAAACAUGCAAUUAUAUUGAAGAAGUGAGUUCCUGCAUGAUAAAUAAUAACGAAAUAGUAGGGGAAGGUUCGACCUCAACUACCAGUUCUAGUGAAAUACCUGCAAUUAUUAAUGAGAAACCUGGACAGAUUACAAUGAAACCCUCUUCAACUUAUAUACCAACAACUUCUGUCACCAAUGAGGGUCAAUCUACACCUACUAAAUCUGAAAAUAUGCAGAUGCUUGCAGAAUCAACUACCGAAAGUUCAUCGCCUUCUAAACCGCCAUAUCCAAUUUCAUCUUCCCCGUCUGGAUCAAUAAUUACAUCUUCUGAAUCAAACACAGAAUCAUCUAAUAUGGACAAACCGCCCUGCACGACAUCUAAAAUUAAUAAUACAAUAGUUUGUAAUGAAGAAGGAUUUUAUCCACAUCCAAUCUAUUGUGAAAAAUUCUAUCGUUGUGUUAACAAUGGAAAGGGAUUUAAUGUCUAUCAUUUUAAUUGCCCACCAAGUACUAUAUUUGAUCCCAGUAUAAACGCAUGUAAUUAUCCGGAAUCAGUUUAUCCAGCGAGAGAUUGUACUACAUCAACAACAGAGCCAAGUCCAUCUAGUAAUGAUAUUACAGCACAACCUACAACAAUAUCGGAAGCAACGGAAGAAUCUUUGUCGACUGAGAGUUCAACAACGCAAAUUACUACCGAAAUAUCUACAGGAACUACAACAUCCGUAGUAGAAUCUACAACUUCAGGAACCUCAACAGAAAUGACAUCGAUGACAUCGGAACAAACAACUUCUGAGGAAAUUACAUCUAUGUCCAGUACUGAAUCAUUCUCUUCGACAGUGACUGAAGGAUUAACAGAAUCAACAUCAAGUUCCACUGAACAAACCACAGAAUUCACAACGAGUUCCACUGAGCAAACCACAGAAUUGACAACGAGUUCCACUGAGCAAACGACAGAAUCGACAAUGAGUUCCACUGAGCAAACGACAGAAUCGACAACAAGUUCCACUGAACAAACGACAGAAUCGACAACGAGUUCCACUAAACAAACGACAGAAUCGACAACGAGUUCCACUGAACAAACGACAGAAUCGACAACGAGUUCCACUGAACAAACGACAGAAUCGACAACGAGUUCCACUGAACAAACGACAGAAUCGACAACGAGUUCCACUGAGCAAACGACAGAAUCGACAGAAGAAUCGUCUAUGAGUUCUAUGCAAUCGGAAGCAUCUCCUAGUGAAUCAACAACGGAACAAUUUACAACAGAAUCUCAACAACAGUCAACAACUGAAUCUCAAGAACAAUCAACGACUGAUAUUUCAGAACAAUCGACUGCAGUAUCUCAACAACAAUCUACAACAGAAUCUCAACAACAAUCUACCACGGAAUCUCAAGAAUCAUCUACUACAGAAUCUCAAGAACAAUCGACUACAGAAUCUCAAGAAUCGACUACACAGAAACAAGAGAAAUCUACUACCGAAUCAAAUGAAUUGACUUCUACAACCAAAGAACCUUCGAUGAUGACACCUUGUCCUAUUGGAAAUUUAACUGAUGAACAGAUAACUCUUAUUUGUCCCACAGGAUUCCGCAAACAUCCGCGAUAUUGUAAUUUGUUCUACCAAUGUACUAAUGAAGGUAAUAUGGAAAUCAAGGUUCUCGUUUUAAGUUGUCCCGAAAAUACUAUUUUUGACGAGCAAAAAAUUCAAUGUCUUCCUGAAAAUGAAACCAGCCAAGGUUGUACGGGUCUUCGUGCCAAUGCUAGAUUCUACAGAAAGUUGGAAGAAAAUUCUAUAACACCAGUAAAAGUCUCGUCGCAGCCUUUAUGUCCUGACGUUGGACAUUAUCCAUAUCGGCAGGGCUGUAGCAACACAUUUUAUAAAUGCAAACGGGACAGCAGAGAUAAUCUGCAAGGAUAUUUCUAUAAAUGUCCUGCGAAUUUCAUUUAUUGGUCGGUUUCUAGAAGAUGUGAACGUGCUACUCGUCUACCUAUGUGCACACAUUUAGCGUACAGGAAGAAUAAUUUUUGGGACAGUCGAUGGCAAUUACCAGUCGAAGACAUCAAUCUUUCCGCGAGAGCAUUGCGUCUCUUCUGAGUCAUUAGCUAAUGAUAUACUUCUUUUGUAAAUUUUCAAGAACAGUAUAAAUCCCUCAGGUUACAUGCAAAGCUUGUCAUCAGGAAAUAUUAUACAAGUCUUGCACGUAGAAGUGAAUGAGACGAUUAAUCGGUUUUUCUCAACAUGGCUGCCAAAGAUCGUGAUAUAGACAUUCAAUAGAUCUUCGAUAGCCAUCUUGAAACGAUUUACGUUCAUUCCAAUUUCUACAACGAAACUGAUAAUAUUUUUUAAUUAUAAUCGGUUUCAUUUAGAGUAGUUAGAUAAAACAAUUACUAAUUAUCAUCGAUCAUAAUUCACAUUAUCGUGCUGUACAAUUUUUGUUGACGACAGUGUCGAAUGUUUUUGACGAGAGAUCAUAAGCGAUAAUUGGGGUUUUGGUUGCGGGACUUGUAUGCAAUACAUGACUGUAUUUAAUAGUAGUAAAUCAUACGUAUAUUUAUUAAGCUAAUUAUUAGUUUAAAUAGUAUUGACAGAAGUUCACGGAAAGAUUCUCAGGAAAUGUCUUCGUUUGAAGAAGAGUGAUCCGUACUCUUGAAACGAGAAUAACAUUUUUGAAGCGACUGAAUUUAUAUAUUUGAAAUGUAAAAAGAGAGAAAGAGAGAGAACUUCAUGAGAAACAAAAUCGAACAUUUCAAUCAAUUUUUAUAUUUACUUUGUACAUAUCUAUUUUCGUAUUUCUAACUCAAUAUAUCAUUAUAACAUAGACGCAUAGUAUAUAAAUACUUUAGUAAAUAUUUUAAUAAAUAUGUAUACAUGAUU